Messenger RNA from Mya arenaria, 2640 nucleotides. RefSeq lists its product as uncharacterized. The transcript has 3 exons. The record is from RefSeq and is a predicted model, not a curated record. Lineage: Eukaryota; Metazoa; Mollusca; Bivalvia; Myida; Myidae. The coding region runs from base 211 to 1005 and encodes 264 amino acids.
GCAUUUAAAUUCGACAAAAAGCGUCCUAUUUAUUUCGCGUUGUAUUGCGGAAGUAAAUUUGAUCAUGCACAUUAGGCUACUGGGUGACACGAGACUAGAAAACAUGGCUUGUAAUGUGGACUUAUUCCAGUGUUAUUAAUCCUACAAAAGUUUAGGCGGAUAUUCAACAGCGAGACCACUGAUGCUCUGACCCUCAAGUACGUAGAUGAAAUGGAACUGCUAGGAACAGACGGGCACUGGGAGGACGGUAACAUAUCCGGAAUGGAUGUUGUAGGUGACAGGUUUCUGGUGGCCGCAGAUUAUAAGAAAAAGUGUAUGCGAUGUUUUGAUAUGGAUAGUGGGAAACAACAAGUAGAGUGGCAUGAUAGUGGAUUUCUACCUAGGGAUAUAACGACAAUACCUGGUAAUCGCGUGGCAGUGACUUCAGCUCAGGAAGUAUGGUUUCUACGUGUGACUGAAAAUGGUGACUUGCUGUUGGAAAAUAAAAUAAAUGUUAAAGAAGAUUGCUAUGGAAUAGCAUCCAGUGGUAACAACUUGAUUGUUGGUCGCGACCAUGAAGUACACAUGCUGGAUAUGAAGGGAAAAGUGAUAAAGGAGUUUAAGAAGGACGGUGACGGUAAGAGUCUGUUCGAUUGGCCUACUUCCGUGGCAGUAAGCUCUGACCACAGCACCAUAUACAUCACUGACAAGGUAAACUACACGGUAACUGCCCUCACCCAGGAUGGCUGUGUUCUCGGUGUUGUAGAUAUAGAAGUACUUUUACCUUUCGAAUCAGGUAUAACUGUGGACUCUGCAGGUCGAGUUUACGUGUGUGGUUUCGACAAUGUUUUUCUGGUGUCCAUUGAGACAGGCACCGUCACGCCGCUGCUGGGGAUUACGGACGGUAUAAGGCAUCCAAUAUGUGUGGCGGUCUGUGAUAAAACACAGUGUCUGUACGUGUCAUCACUGGACAGCAAUGUAAUUCAAGUGUUCGAAAUGCACAACACACUACGGCGUAAAAUAUAAGGUAAUAUGAGACUUAGACGUUGCAAAAAGUGUUUCUAUUUAAAAAAAAUACAAAGAAUAAAUCAAGUUAUAAUGAUUGUUGUCCUUUACAUCAUAUGCAAAUAAACUUUUACUUGUAAAAAAUCAUUUAACUUUAAAAAAAAAACAUUCGAGUGCAAUGACGUGGGAAAGGAGCACCAUGUGAAUAAACCAUACAACUUAUAUAAAAAUGUUAAUAGCAAUGUAUGUGUCUGUCUUUGAACUCAAAACGAAUGUUGUAUUUGAUAUCUUUGUAUUAUGAACACCGGUGUUGUUCCUUUAAGACUUAUGCAUCUGCAUACCAAGGUAUGGGCCAAACGUUUGUGUGUUUCUACAAUAUAGUGCUUUAUUCGUGUAAUAAUAUUUUUUUGCAAAUUUAAAUGAGAUCCUUCAAAUUCUGCUCUCUUUUUGCAUAUAUAUUGUUCCGCUCGACUGUAAAAAAAGUCGGAGUAUCGUCACAGCUUUGGUAGGGACGACGAAAUAACCGUGGUCUUAUGUUUUUUAGACAAUUGCCCAGAAGCCAUUUAAGUAUCAGCUACUUUUACUAGUUCUUCAUAUAAAUUCACAUAUAUAUACAUGCUCAAUCUGGGGACCACUCGGGGAUCGGGGGGUACUUUUUAUUUCAAUACUGGAGAAAAAUAGUAAUGAAAUACGCCCGAAAUGCACCACUUCGGACUAGAGAUUGUUAAAAUUUUCUUGGGGGAGUACCCCCCCCCCCUACCAACACUUCAGACCAAAUAAAAUUCGGUUCUGAGGGAGAGGCGCAUGUCAAAUGGUUACGCCCCUAAGUUACGCCCCCUCUAACGUCGAAUCCUGGAACCGCCCAUGGGUACAUUAGUUUAUAAGUUUUCCUUCUUGGUAAAAUGAGAUAUACAGACGAGCGCUGGUAUUCGAUAGCAGCUCAUUUUAUAAACAUAAUUAACUACACGUCUGUAUAAAAGUAUAUAUGUAAACGAAUACAUAUAUGUUAUAUAUCGAUAAUACAUAUAAUAUGCGCCAUAAAAUGGUUCUCAAAUUUUUUGGAUGAAACUUUGAUAAUGAAUAUGUACAUCUGUAUAUUUUGAAUGAUGUAUGAUUGUAUACUUUUGUAUUAUUUUUAAAUGAUUGUAUUCUUCUAUAUUAUUUUGAAUGAUAACGUACUCUGUUUAUUUGGAAUGAAUAUGUUCCUCUGUAAAGUUUUGAAUGAUAGUAUACUUCUGUAUACUGCUCUAAAAUUGUGAUAAAUGAUAAUACACAUCUGUAUAAUUUGAACGAUAAUAUACUUAUCUAUAAUGAUGUAUGAUAAUAAACAUAUGUAUACUGUUGUAUGAUAAUGUACAUCUGUAUACUGUUGUAUGAUAAUGUACAUCUGUAUACUGUUUAUGAUAAUGUAUAUAUGUAUACUGUUGUUUGAUAAUGUUUAUUUGCAUACUGUUGUAUGAUAAUGCACAUAAUGUGCAUUUGUAUGAUAAUGUGCAUUUGUAUAAUAGUGUAUGAUAAUGUGCAUCUUUAUACUUUUGUAUGAUAAUAAAGAUAUGUAUAAUGUUGUAUAACAAUGUUAUUUAGUAUACAAUCAUGUAUCAUAAUUACGUACAUAUGUAUAUGUAAGAGUAUGCAUGUAUGCUAUGUGUGUAUGAU